Molecule: messenger RNA, 1921 nt
Organism: Cicer arietinum (chickpea)
Lineage: Eukaryota; Viridiplantae; Streptophyta; Magnoliopsida; Fabales; Fabaceae
Product: pentatricopeptide repeat-containing protein At4g04790, mitochondrial-like
Molecular function (GO): protein binding
Source: RefSeq, a predicted model, not a curated record
AUUAACGAGGCCUAGGUCAUGCGAUAGUUUCUGCGGGACAAGUGCACUAAUAUAUUGCAUACGCACUAAUUUGCUUGGUUCCAUUUCUACAUUAGAGAGAAACAGAAUCGAACAUCACUUCAAAAUUCAUCAAUCAUAAUUUCUCUAUAUUCAUUCAAAUUCAAAUUCAAAUUCAAAUGCGCUACUACUACGUUAUUAGAAAUCUAUGCACCACUCGUUUCCGUUCACAUUCAGCCACCACUUUCACCGCUCAUUCUUCUUCUUUUUCAUCAUCUUCUUCUUCGACCCUUUCUAAAUUCGAUGGUGAUUCUAUCCUUGCAAGCCUCAAACUUAAUCGAAACUCUGAUUCUGAUGAAUUGUCUGAUGAUGUUUUUAAGCAGGUUUCUUCUAUUUUCUACGGUGAUCAGUCAGUCAAGACACCCAUUUAUGAGGAAAUUGAUGGUGCAAAUGAGUUUGAAAGAAUCCUGAGUAUGUUGCAGGUGCCAAAUGCACCUCAAAGCAAUAUAUCAGUGCGGCGAAAAGAGCUUUCUCGUGAAAAGAAAAGAAAAUGCAUCUUCAAAAUUACUCAAGAAAACCGUUUUCGCCGCUUAAUUGAAAGUUGUGCAAAGAUACUAGGAACUGAGGAAACUGUUGAGUUGUUUGAUAAAAUGGGACAAAAACCAGGUGUGAAAGGAUAUAAUGCAAUGGUAGAAUUAUGCAUAGGUAAAGCUAGGGGAGCUGAGAAUGAAGACAUUGCAACAGAAGAAAUAGGGAAGGUUUUUCAGCUUCUUGAGUUAAUGAGAAAACAGGGUUUAGAGGUAGAAGAGCGAACAUAUCGCCCUCUUCUUUUGUAUUUAAUUGACAUGGGUUUGGUUGAAGAGUUUGAGUUUUUCUGUCAUGUUAUCAAAGAUGAGAAUCCUAGUUCAAUAGCAAGACUUGGUUACUAUGAAAUGACGCUGUGGUUAAGAGUUAAUAACGAAGAAAAGAUUCAGGGUCUAUGUAAUUAUAUUGCAGAGAAUGAUGGUGAGGACACUUUUGAUUUACGAGAAAGUUAUUUAUUGGCUCUUUGUGAAAGUGAGCGGAGGGAAAAUAUUUUGGAGGCGCUGGAAAACAUAGAUAUACAAAAGAUUUCAUCUGUUGAUUCUGUAGCAAAGAUAUUUCAGGCAUUGGGAAGACUACUAGUGGAACCUGUUGCGGAGAAGCUCCUUUUGGACUUCAAAACAAAUCAUGAAGCAGAUAAUAUUACAAACUUCAUUGCUAAUUAUGCAGUCAGCAUUCCAGAUUUAUCGGUUGAGGAUGGCAUUAAAAAAUUCAAGGAUUUGCACCAAAAGCUAGAAGUUUUACCUUCUUCUUCAUCAUAUGAGAAGCUCAUUUUACAUAACUGUGCAUUGCUCAAGCAGUACACGUGCUCCGAUGGAGAGUUGGAUCAAUUGCUUCUACUACUUGAGGAACUAAAUGAUACAGUCUAUUGGAAUGAUGCUUGCUGCAGAAUCAUCUUGUGUUGUAUUUGGAAUAAGCAUUUAAGUUCUGCUAUUGACUUGUGUAAGCUCCUCAAGGAUAAGUUACAAGAUGAUGAACUGGUUAUGAAAGUUCUAUUUGAUAAGGUAUUUUCUCUAAUUGAGGAGUCAGAGUCCAAUCAUUUGCAUACUUGCAUGGUGUUGCUUUCAGAAAUCAAGGAUAAGCACGGCCUUUUGCCUUCACAAAAAUGUUAUGAUUCUCUGCUGGUUGCUUGUGAAAACGCCAACAAUAAUUCACAUGCUGAAUGAGGCUCCUUAAUAAGAGGAGUAUAUGUAGUGUUCUUCAUUACUUUUCUACAAACAACAAUAGGUGCUGAUGUACGUACAAAUCUGUCCUACAAACAAUUUCUUCGAAUCAUACCAUAUAACCAAUUUCCUUCACCCCCUAAAAGAAAAAACAUUUUUAGAAUUGCUAUCAGAGAAAA